Pipistrellus nathusii (Nathusius's pipistrelle) is the source of this 495-nucleotide messenger RNA. The record is from the annotation of a GenBank genome assembly. NCBI's taxonomy places the organism in Eukaryota, Metazoa, Chordata, Mammalia, Chiroptera, Vespertilionidae.
AUGCAGCGCAAGGUGGAGAUUUGCAGACUCUGGCAGCGUGUUCCAAUGAGCCAGAGGGAGCUUUAUGAGCAGCAGGCUGUGGAGCUGCAGAAACAGCUCAAGACCCUGUCUCCUGAAGAGUAUGCUGCCUUUAGAGAGAGAAGUGCUGGGAAGCAUAAGAUAAACAUGCGUGGAGGCCCAGACCCCAAGAUCAUCAAGACAGAAGUGCAGUCUCCAUCAGCAAGGACUCUGCAAGAAGGGCUUGCACAGAACCAGGGGCCGGAUCCCAGGAUGGGAUCUUCAGAGACAAAUGGGGACAUUUCUCAUGCCUCACGGGGUUCUGAAGGAAAGAAGGAGCAUGAGGAAAAGGCAGAAAGCAGCAGCUCCUCAGACUCCAGCAGCAGCUCCCCAGACUCCAGCAGUAGCGAUGAAGAUGACAGCAGCAGCGAUGAAGAUGACAGCAGCAGCAGCAGCUCAUCUUCCUCAGGGGACACCUCUGACUCAGACUCCAACUGA